Messenger RNA from Momordica charantia (bitter melon), 1476 nucleotides. Its product is annotated as protein CLT1, chloroplastic. The record is from RefSeq and is a predicted model, not a curated record. Lineage: Eukaryota; Viridiplantae; Streptophyta; Magnoliopsida; Cucurbitales; Cucurbitaceae.
UAACGGUGAUUUUCGGUGUAGGCAAUCGGGUGCUGUAUAAGCUGGCUUUGAUUCCUUUGAAGCGCUAUCCAUUCUUUCUCGCUCAGCUCGCCACUUUCGGGUAUUUAAUUGUUUACUUUUCUAUUUUGUAUCUGCGGUAUCAUGCUGGCGUCGUUACGGAUGAGAUGCUUUCCAUGCCAAAGGGCCCAUAUCUUGUUGCUGGCCUCUUGGAAGCUCUUGGUGCUGCGACAGGGAUGGCAGCAGCGGCCAUUCUUUCUGGAGCAUCAAUUCCAAUUUUGUCUCAGACUUUUCUUGUGUGGCAAAUUAUCCUGUCAAUUAUUUUCCUUGGGCGGAGGUACAGGACCAAUCAACUUUUUGGAUGCUUUCUUGUUACCGUUGGUGUAGUCAUUACUGUAGCGAGUGGUUCCAACGCUGGGCAUUCCUUGAAGGAAGCUGGUAUAUUUUGGAGCCUUUUGAUGAUAAUCUCGUUCUUGUUUCAAGCAGCUGAUACAGUCUUGAAGGAAAUCAUCUUCUUGGAUGCAUCCCGAAAAUUGAAGGGCAGGACGAUUGAUUUAUUUGUUGUAAAUUCUUUUGGAUCUGCUUUCCAGGCAGUUUUCAUACUAGCUCUCCUACCAUUCUUGUCAAAGUUAUGGGGUAUUCCAUUUAGUCAACUGCCAAGCUAUCUUAGAGAUGGCGCGGCCUGUUUUCUAAAUUUUGGUACUUUAACUGGAUGUGAUGGUGCACCACUGCUACCUCUUCUUUUUAUUAUUGUAAAUAUAGGGUUUAACAUUUCACUGUUGCAUCUCCUCAAGAUCUCAUCUGCCGUGGUUUCUUCUCUUGCAUCCACUUUUUCAGUGCCAAUAUCAGUGUAUAUGUUCACCUUGCCGCUCCCGUACAUCGGUGUUGCUUCCUCUCUUCCAACAGGAUUUGUAGCAGGAGCCAUCAUUCUUGUUCUGGGCUUGCUCGUCUAUGCUUGGACACCAUCAGAAUCAGACCCUAACAUCGCCCCCACCCCCCACGCCCCAGUCACUUAAAACUGAAUCAACUUGUGCACCAUUGCUGUUAUGAAGCGCAGUGGAGCUCAGUAAGAAUCCUUAUUCUAGUGAGGAAGAACGACGCGUUCUUCUUCUUGUUCUCUACUUCCAAUGAAGAGUUUCAGUCUGGUUUGAGUGAUGGGGUGCAGAUUUCCAUGGUGGAGCAGAGGGCAAUUUGUAAGUUCAUAGAACAGAAAUGAGCCGAUGGGUCAUACAAUAAAUGAGUUGGUGAUUUUCUGAAGCACAAGUAGUUUAAGCUUUGAUAUAAUAGGCCAACAAUUUUCCAUUGAUGCAGUGGCCUCAGGUAGGGACUUUGAAAGCUUGUGUAAAGUAUGUCAAUUUGUAAUAUUAAGUCAGUCUUCCAAACGUUAUUUUCUUGUCGCUGCAAUUUUGUUCAUUUCAUCGUCGAUUGUCUGCAACUUGUGUGCAAUAAAUUCGAAUCCCACACCUAGAUUCUUGAGUA